Cooperia oncophora is the source of this 1164-nucleotide messenger RNA. Lineage: Eukaryota; Metazoa; Nematoda; Chromadorea; Rhabditida; Trichostrongylidae. The record is from the annotation of a GenBank genome assembly.
AUGACCGAAACCAGCGGAAGAGCAUUUGCUCUGGCCAUCUCCAUAUUGAUGGUAGUGACGGGUUCGCUGAAUACCAUCUGCGCAAAAUGGGCGGACAGUCUAAAAGCAGAAGGCACUGCUUUCAAUCAUCCUUUUCUACAGGCAACGUGCAUGUUUUUUGGUGAAUUUCUAUGCUUAGUCGCAUUCUUUGUCAUUUAUGGUUAUAAGAAACAUCGUGAAUCCGGUUCAGUAACCGAUAUCACGUCCGAUUGCGAACCGCAACUACCCCAGUUCAAUCCGUUUGUUUUCUUGCCGCCGGCUUGUUGUGAUAUUCUUGCAACGUCAAUCAUGUAUAUCGGUUUGAAUCUUACAACGGCUAGCAGUUUCCAAAUGUUGAGAGGAGCUGUUAUUGUCUUCACUGGUCUGCUCUCCGUUGGAUUGCUGGGAGCACGCAUUCAGGGUUUCAAAUGGAUUGGAAUGGUCUUUGUUAUCUUGGGAUUGGCCGUCGUGGGAGUGACUGACAUUCUCUACGAUGAUGAUCCUCUCGACGACAAGAACGCUAUAAUUACUGGUAAUCUACUUAUAAUCAUGGCACAAAUCAUUGUUGCGAUUCAAAUGGUUUAUGAACAAAAGUACCUAAAUCAGUACGAUGUUCCAGCUUUGUUUGCUGUUGGACUGGAAGGUUUGUUCGGUAUGACUAUUCUUUCUGUAUUGAUGGUGCCGAUGUAUUACAUACAUGUUCCGCACACGUUUUCCACCAAUCCUGAGGGAAGGCUCGAGGACGUCUUCUUCGCAUGGAAGGAAAUCUGUGAACAACCUUGGAUUGCUGUUGCCUUAGGUGGAACAAUCAUCAGUAUUGCUUUCUUUAAUUUCGCCGGUGUUUCUGUCACCAAAGAGCUGUCGGCCACAACUCGAAUGGUUCUCGAUAGUGUCAGAACACUACUCAUUUGGGCAUUCAGCAUUCCAUUCUUUGGUGAACAGUUCAUUCCCCUUCAGCUCCUCGGCUUUGGGCUGCUUAUUCUUGGCAUGUUCGUCUACAAUGAUAUACUUAUCGGCCCAUGGUUCCGACGCCAAGUACUGCCUAACAUGGGAGAUUCGAACUUGUGCACCAGGUGCUGGUUCUCCAUAUGCGGUGCUGAUUUGGAAGAGGCAGACCGAGAAAGUUUGCUAAACGAGGAUGCAUAA